GAAUGAAACUGAUACUUGUCGCCUACAUAAACACCAUUACAUUCUCAAACCCAUGGCUACUAGAAGGAGAAUUGGUGUGAGCAUUGCAACAUCAGAGGCUGCACGCCGCCAGUUAAUGCAGCCCGUGGUGUGCUGGGAAAAGGCUUGGGUAACACCAGAACAUGCAGCUCCAAACUCUUCCAUGAAGGUGUUCAAAUGGAUCCAGACCGAAAAGAAACAACAAUUUAGUGACGAUGAAGGCGAAAUGGAUGAACCGCUGGCGCCAUUGCCAGACGAGCCGGAGGUUGUGGAGGGCGAUGAAGAAAUCAUGGACCAGGACGAAGUCGCCCCUUCUGUAGCCCCAGAAACGGCAUCUGCGGUAGAUAUCACAGAACCGAACUCGGUCGUCCCAGAUAUACCAGAAGCAUCCACGAAGCCUCCCUCUCCCCAACCUCCAGCCCUUUCUCUAUCGACGCAAGAAGACCCAGCAAUGACGGCGGGAGACGCAGAAACUGUUGACGUAUUGGAACCCUCACUUGCGCCUUUGGGUGAAGCAACUGAUGCGGCUGUUGGAUUGGAUGAGAAGACGGAACCUGAGGGAGCUGAGAGUCUCGAUCUGACCGCGCUGGGUCCGGAUGGGACGUCAUUUGAAGGCGUGCAUGAUCUGAGUCAGUUGGAGCCUACAGAUGCAUUGAUGGGUGGUCCUAUGAUGGAUGACUCCAUGGAU
Serpula lacrymans var. lacrymans S7.9 is the source of this 706-nucleotide messenger RNA. RefSeq lists its product as uncharacterized. The record is from RefSeq and is a predicted model, not a curated record. Lineage: Eukaryota; Fungi; Basidiomycota; Agaricomycetes; Boletales; Serpulaceae. The annotation marks the transcript as partial. The transcript is spliced from 2 exons.